Molecule: messenger RNA, 1375 nt
Organism: Olea europaea var. sylvestris
Lineage: Eukaryota; Viridiplantae; Streptophyta; Magnoliopsida; Lamiales; Oleaceae
Product: heavy metal-associated isoprenylated plant protein 32-like
Exons: 3
Coding region: 82-1323 (413 amino acids)
Molecular function (GO): metal ion binding
Source: RefSeq, a predicted model, not a curated record
UUAAGUUACUUAAAAUUCUCUGCAAACCCUUUUUUUCGCUUGGCCUAUUUCGCUGUUUUCUUUCAGAUUAAGCUUAACAGAAUGAAUAAGCAAGAUAUGUUGAAGAUCCAGACUUGUGUUCUGAGAGUUAACAUACACUGUGAUGGUUGUAAGCACAAGGUUAAAAAGAAACUGCAGAAGAUUGAAGGAGUAUAUUCGGUGAAAAUUGAUGUGGACCAAGGGAAGGUGACAGUAUCUGGAAAUGUUGAUCCAGCAACACUUAUAAAGAAGCUUGAUAAGGCAGGUAAGCAUGCCGAGCUAUGGGGAGCACAAAAGGGUCCUAAUCUAUGGAGCAAUCAGUUCAAAGACAUUCAAUUUGACAAUUUUAAGGGUGAAAAAGAUAAUAAAUCCCAAAAGGGUGGGAAGAACCAACAAAAGGGUGCAAAUCAAGCUUUUCAGGAGAUGCAACAGAACAAAGGAUUUAAAGACGUGAAAUUUCCGGGCAAGGACCAAAAAUCUGUCAAGUUCAAGUUGCCCGAAGGCGAGGAAGACGAUGAUUUUGAUGAGUUCGAUGAUGAGUUUGACGAGGAUGAUGAUGAGUUCGAUGAUGAGUUGGACGAUGAUUUUGAUGAUCACCACCAUCAACCCAAUAAAAUGAUGAAUAAGGGCGGCGGCCGCGGCCAGGGACUACAUGGGCCUAAUAAAAUUAAAAAUGGCCCUGCAAAAGGUAGUGGUGGUAAUAAGGGCAGAGAUGGCAAGAAAAGCAGUGGUAUUGAUAUGUUUUUUAAAGGCUUAACUGGAAAAAGUAAGCAUAAGAAUGAAAAUGAAGGGAAGGGAAAUCAAAAUCAUGGUGGUGGCAAAAAUGGCGGAGUUGCAAAGGGUGGCAAGGGUACGAAGGAUAGUGGUUUUGGUGAGAAGAACAAUGAUAAUUGGGGUAAGAAAGGGGGCGAAAAUUUUAACGUGGGCCAAAAAAUGGGCAAUAAGCAGCAGGGGUUCGAUGUGAUUCAGAAAGGCAGCGCCGGAGGUAGAAAUAUGGGUCCAAUGGGACAGAUGGGUAGCUAUCCAAUGGGUCAAAUGGGGAAUAUUCCGGCAAUGCAAGGAUUUCCAGCUAUGGCCGGUAUGAAUUCCGGUCACUACCAAGGGAUGGGACAGGGAAACCCGUAUAUUAUGCAGCAAAACAUGGCACAGAUGAUGAUGAACCAGCAGCGGGCAAGUGGCCACGAUAUGUACCAUCCUAUGAUGUAUGCGCGCCAACAACCGCCGAUGAAUUAUGGACCGCCUCCUGGUGAUCACUAUACUCACAUCUUCAGUGAUGAAAAUGCUACUGGUUGCAAUAUCAUGUAAACUAGCAGAAUGUGAUUUUUUUUUUUUUUUUUUUUUUUUUUUUUUUUUUUUU